Molecule: messenger RNA, 477 nt
Organism: Ogataea parapolymorpha DL-1
Lineage: Eukaryota; Fungi; Ascomycota; Pichiomycetes; Pichiales; Pichiaceae
Product: Membrane anchor subunit of succinate dehydrogenase (Sdh1p, Sdh2p, Sdh3p, Sdh4p)
Exons: 1
Coding region: 1-477 (158 amino acids)
Biological process (GO): mitochondrial electron transport, succinate to ubiquinone; tricarboxylic acid cycle
Cellular component (GO): mitochondrial envelope; membrane
Molecular function (GO): ubiquinone binding; heme binding
Source: RefSeq, a predicted model, not a curated record
AUGGUGCUUCGAAUCAAACCGCAAUUUUCUCGCCCGCUCUCGUUCAAAGUUACAAGACUUCCACGUGUGAAGCUUGAGGACUUCAAGCUGAAACCGCAGCCACCAGGAAAUAUUAUCGGAACCGUCAACGACGCUUACGUGCCGCCUGCUCCCAAUGAAUACCACGGCUCGUAUCAUUGGGCAUACGAAAGAAUCGUGACACUGGGAAUGGCUCCGCUAAUUUUGGCCCCUUUUGUUGGCGGCGUGGAGUAUCCCCUUGUUGAUGCAGGCAUGGGGAUGUUGCUUCUGUGGCAUUGCAAAGCCGGCUUCGAAAGCUGUAUUAUUGACUACAUUCCACUGAGAGUCUACGGUAUAUGGCACAAGGUAGCCAUGGGACUACUAAGUGCAGGUACCUGGCUGGCCCUCUACGGACUAUAUGUGGUGGAGACGGAACAGAAUGGACUGUGUAACAUUAUUUAUAGCCUUUGGCAGGCCUGA